AUGCAGUGGGGUGUCUCCGGGGCCACCCCGGGGUCUCUGCAGGGUGUCUUGGGGGACACAGCGAGGUUGCCCCCGGGGCAUCUCCCUGGGCGCCAGCACGGCAGCGCAGAGGUAAGGGGCUCCGCGGGCACCCCGGGCACUGUGGGCAUCCUGGUCACCGCGGGCAUCCUGGUCACCGCAGGCACCCCGGGCUCCACGGGCAUCCCGGGCUCCACGGGCAUCCCGGGCUCUGCGGGCAUCCAGGGUUCCAUGGGCAUCCUGGGCUCCACGGGCAUCCCGGGCUCCGCAGGCAUCCAGGGUUCCACGGGCAUCCCGGGCUCCACGGGCAUCCCAGUCUGCACAGGCAUCUUGGGUGCCACGGGCUCCAUGGGCUCCAUGGGCAUCCCAGGCUCUGCAGGUUUCCUGGGCUCCACAGGCAUCCCGGGCUCCGUGGGCAUCCCAG
Messenger RNA from Egretta garzetta (little egret), 442 nucleotides. RefSeq names its product collagen alpha-3(IX) chain-like. The transcript has a single exon. Lineage: Eukaryota; Metazoa; Chordata; Aves; Pelecaniformes; Ardeidae. The annotation marks the transcript as partial. The record is from RefSeq and is a predicted model, not a curated record.